AUGAAUAGAGAAGUCGUCACUGUCUAUACCCUGCCCGUAGCAGCAUUUGCAACCAUCUCAAUAUCCCUCACGCUGCGUUCGGAGAUGCAGGAUAGCACAGUUCUAGCCACCAAAGUGGAGCCAUCACAGACUGGAACUUUGGCUCCGGACCCAGCGGUGGAUCCGAUGCUACAUGGGGGCCGUUUAUCUCCCUCUGCUCGCCUAGCUGUUGGGGCCGUUGACUUCCUAACGGCUGUGGGUUCGUUAAUUCCUGUUCUUCCAAGCUUCCAGCAUCAAAGUCACAGACUCACACUGCUACUCGCAUGCUGGCUGGCAGGCUGGCAAACUCAACACACACCGGCCGUUUCAGAAUGGGGCCAGGCAAUGCUUCGUCUGCAUCCAGCCCAAUUCUUAGUGCCCGCCUGGCCCGGUGCCUGGAAUCGGUGGAAUGCUAGACUGAUUGUCCGACUAAGGUGCUGA
Molecule: messenger RNA, 459 nt
Organism: Aspergillus puulaauensis
Lineage: Eukaryota; Fungi; Ascomycota; Eurotiomycetes; Eurotiales; Aspergillaceae
Exons: 1
Coding region: 1-459 (152 amino acids)
Source: RefSeq, a predicted model, not a curated record